Messenger RNA from Zingiber officinale, 1432 nucleotides. Its product is annotated as growth-regulating factor 5-like. NCBI's taxonomy places the organism in Eukaryota, Viridiplantae, Streptophyta, Magnoliopsida, Zingiberales, Zingiberaceae. Gene Ontology annotation, biological process: developmental process; regulation of DNA-templated transcription; DNA-templated transcription. Gene Ontology annotation, molecular function: ATP binding. The coding region runs from base 219 to 1199 and encodes 326 amino acids. The transcript is spliced from 4 exons. Gene Ontology annotation, cellular component: nucleus. The record is from RefSeq and is a predicted model, not a curated record.
UCUUUCCACCGCACCUUUCGAGGCUUUCCUCCUCUGUCCCUCUGAAUCCUCAGAUGGCGAAGCUUUACAUGGUCCACUCGCCGCCGGCGGAGGGCGAAGUGGCUCGCUCCGGCAUUAGCUAUGAAUGAACUCAAGGGGGGCUUCGUCCUCUUCCUCUUGCUUCUUUAAUCGGUCUGUUUCUCGACUUCCUCUGGGCCUGUGCUGUGCUCGAGGAGCAGAUGAACAGCUUCUGUGCGGUGGUAGGAGGCCGUCCUCCUUUCACGGCGGCGCAGUGGCAAGAGCUGGAGCACCAGGCACUGAUCUUGAAGUAUCUAAUAACAGGAGUGCCCGUGCCGCCGGAGCUCAUCGUUCCCAUACGGAGGACCUACGAGGCCUUGGCUGGACGAUAUUUUCAGUCUUCGAUGAGCUACUAUUCCUACUACGGGAAGAGUCCAGAUCCAGAACCAGGGCGUUGUCGCCGGACCGAUGGAAAGAAGUGGCGUUGCUCCAAGGAUGCAUACCCUGGCUCCAAGUAUUGUGAGCGCCACAUGCACCGUGGCCAUAACCGUUCAAGAAAGCCUGUGGAAUCACAAACUGUGUCCUCAACACAGACAACCUCGUCAACCUCCACAUCCCAUUCUCCCUGCGGUAACAAUGCUAGCAGCAGCGGAGUUAGAAAUUUCCAGAAUAUUGCUGGUCCUAGCAAUAGUAGUAGUCCAUGCCUCAGUGUCCCCAAUGUAUCUCAGCUACCCUUGGACACCUCCACCCUGAGCAAUAGGUAUUUCACUGGAUUUAAAGCUGAGGUGGAUGAGCAUAGUUUCUUUUCUGAAGCUCCUGGAAGUGAAAGGCACCUUGCGUUAGAUAACUCCUGGCGCUUUUCGACACCGGCAUCUAUAUUUCUGCAGUCAAAAUUCCAAGAUUCCUCCGCUCGGCAGAAUGCAAAUGCUCAACUUCAGUCGGCAAGAGAACUUGGGCAGGUUACUCUUCGCAAAUCAUUUGGAAGGGAUUUCAAUUUGACAGAGCCCGUGAAACACGACACUCAGUUCCUCCGACCUUUUUUUGAUGAAUGGCCCAACGCAAGAGAAUCAUGGUCAGACCUUGAGGAAGACAGAUCGAACCACCACCCAACCUCAUUUUCCACAACCCAGCUUUCCAUUUCGCUUCCCAUGGCCUCACCAGCCUUCACCAACACCUCUUCCAGGUCACCGAAUGAAGACUGAGACUGGAAUCCUAAAUCCUUGUUAUCUUUCACUGAAUCCCCCAACAACUUGCUUUCAGAAAGGUCUCAAGGUGAACUACACUUGUGCUGGGAACUCAUUAAUAUCGCAUAGGAACUGCAUACAGGAAGUUGUCUAUCUGGUUAAAGACACAGAUGCCUCACUUGCAAGCUUGUUAUGUAUGAGUUUUUAAGUAUUGUAUUGGUUGAAUGGGCGAAGAUAGUUUGAUUUCUCAA